Molecule: messenger RNA, 2088 nt
Organism: Trichoderma asperellum CBS 433.97
Lineage: Eukaryota; Fungi; Ascomycota; Sordariomycetes; Hypocreales; Hypocreaceae
Source: RefSeq, a predicted model, not a curated record
AUGUUAUCUGUCAACUUUUCCACGCCCCUCAACGGGCCUGCGCGGUCUGAGAGGAUCAAGCAAAUGUCCAAUAACCAUCCUGCUUUCGAGAAAUCUCGUAUAACGCAGGAGAUUUUAGUCAAGAUACAGCACUCUCUGAGGCGCAUGCCUGGUGUUGCUGCAAAUGAAUCGAAUGAAAUCAUCCAACGGCUAAUCGAAGUUGGCCAAGUCAUCAGCCAGGAAACGAGCGCGCUCGUUGAAGCUGUCAUGAAUCUUCAUCUCGAUCAGGAAGACACAGAUAAGGCGAUUGCUAGGAUGAGCAUCGAGGCCAACCUUGCCAAGGCCCAUACAGAUGAUCAAGCCCAGCGGAUCAACAGCCUCGAAGAAGAAGUCCGGCUAGAGAAGAAGAAAAGAGAAGACGCUGAAGGAAAUCUCAAGAAUCUUAUGGGUGGUAUCGCGGAUAUUACUACUGAGUUCAAGCAGUUAAGAGAUAAAGCUGACAAACAGAAAACUGACUCAUUGAAUAAGGGCUUGUCGUUUUUUGAUGGCGAUUUUCUUAUCAGGAGCCUUGAUAACACUAUUCAAGUAUUGGAAGAUGAAGUCAGUAAACAGCAUGAUCUGUGGGCGGUGCAACAGCAGCCCUCUUCUGAGGGCAUCCCUCGACCCAUUGAACCCUCCCCUGAAAAUGUUCAGGUUACAAAUGGCCACAAUAAGCCCCUAGUACCUCUUCAAGAGGAGGGUUUGGGCGACGGCAGUAUUUUCAGCGAUUCUCUGAAAUCGCCCAGAGCAGCUACGGCUUUUCAACCGGUCCGCCGCCCUCCUACCGUUGGUCCACCGCCAAAAUUUGGCCAUUUUCAGGGAAGUAUGCCUCCACGGCCUACAACAACCUUACCCCAUGAUCGCCGAACCGCAAAUGCAUGGAAUUUGGUCGCUCCCAUGCAGGGCGGUAGACAAGGCCUCUUUAACCAUAAGCCACAGUUCCCAGGCCCUCCUUUUGGUCGAGCGGCUUCUCGCCAGGGUUUUCAGAAUAACCCUCAGUUUCGACCUAGCUUCCCGCAGUCUGCUUUUGCCAUGCCAGAGAACCCUCCUCAAAGGCCCAGCAGUGCGUUUGGCUAUAGUCGUGACUAUUUCCCCUCCACUCCAACUGGCCAAUCUCGAGGCAGAUACAAUGGCCGCCUUCGCGAUAACGCUCCACCGCCCCCUUUGCUGGAUUUUGGAACUUCUUCAUCAAGCGGUUCUACCUCUGUUCCCCCUGGUGCUCUUGUGAGUCGCAGCCCCUACUCUAACCAGCCGAUCACGAUCACAGAACAAGCCGUCCAAGCAUGGCACGGGCAUAUGAUGCAUUUUUAUGCAACUAUACGCAACUUUGUCGAGCGUCACGCCAGUAACCCUGAUCCCACUGGAGAAACAAAACUGAGCCAGACGCAUCUAUGGCCAAUCCUCCUAGCCACGUAUUACCCCUUAUCUGAACAGGCAGCAGAGUCUUACCUUGAUCAUCACAUUCGCAGCGAAAACUCUAAAUCCUGCAUUGUCACCAGGGUUAUUAUAGACUUUGUUGUGAACCGAGUUUGGAAUCCUAGUGCCUGGGCUGGCGCCGAUGCAGAUUCUACUUAUGCCAUCAUGGAAGUAGAGAGAGACCUAGAGCGUACAACAGGUCAACCAUCUGCUAUUCGCCAACCGAUUCUCGACCGUAUGGCUGUAAUUAUUGAUGUCGUCAUGAAAAAGGAGCAGGGUGGCCCCUUUAUCAAGAACCGAAUCGAAGAAGCCACUCACGCUCUCCUUACUAGCCUUCAGCCCCUAAUGAAUACAUUUUACAACGCGGUAGAUGCGAUCCAGGACUUGGAGCAAGUCAUCGACAGCGCCUACGAGAUAUCCUUCAGGAUUCUCACCAGUCGUCUGACUUUUGACUUUCGAUUCCCUGAAAUCGGCAGCCGUUUCUCUUCGCAGUCGAUGCUGCCCAUCUGGCCACCCACCGACCCGUUGGAGCUGCAGGCCAAGCAUUGGCGUGUGGCGCUGGUGACAACUCCGGUGGUGACGUGCCGAAACGAUACUGGUUCGAAUAUUUCUGCACACUCUGUAUCCCUGGCAGAUGUGUUUUGCAUGCAGUGA